Messenger RNA from Coprinopsis cinerea okayama7#130, 894 nucleotides. RefSeq lists its product as hypothetical. Bases 1 to 894 code for a protein of 297 amino acids. The transcript has a single exon. Lineage: Eukaryota; Fungi; Basidiomycota; Agaricomycetes; Agaricales; Psathyrellaceae. The record is from RefSeq and is a predicted model, not a curated record.
AUGAUUGGUCAAACUAACGCUGUUAAUCCUGCUAUUCUCGAUCCCACGUUUAUGGCCAACGGAAUUCUCCCGAGACACUCUACUCCCACUCGAGAUCCACAUCUACAGUACACACACCAACGACAUUCACCGUCUACGCCUACCGAACAGAUGCGACCACCUCACCCACCGAACCAACCCAUGUUCCCAAAUCACUAUCAGUUUCCGUUACCGCCUCAGGGCUACUAUCAACACCCACCGUUCGUAUAUGAUAUGAACACCAUCACGGGUUUGAGCAAGGGCUUACCGAGUACGGAAUCUAUACCCAAGCUUACGGGUCGGGAAAACUUCCGUGCCUGGUUCGAGGCCUUGGAAUCGGCUGCGUUAUCGGCGAAUGUCUAUCCCCAUAUCGCUUCUGAACCUUCUGAAGGAGCACCAUAUGACCCUAUAUCCAUCCCCACCUACCCCCCAUCGGUCGCGCCGGACUCACCUCCUCAUGUUUUGGCUUUCUACCAACAGUGGUGGCAAAAAGACAAUGUCGCCUCCCAUCUCGUUACGGCAAAGCUCUCGGAUACAAUUCGCUUACAGAUUCCGACGAAGAGUUUGAACCGUCGAAUGCCCGCGCGGGAGAUUCUUCGGGAGGUCCAGAAGAUCUACGGUGUGGUGGACUACACGUCAGCACUUGUUCUUGUCUCCGAGAUCACCAACCUUACCUGCAACGGGGAGAAGAAACUGUCGGUCGAUUCGUAUAUUUCGACCUGGCGUUCGAAAUUCAACACACUCAUUCAGUCCAGCUACAACCCUGACGGCCGUGUCCUCGCCCAGAAUUUCCUGCUUGGUUUCCCCUCCGACGAUAUCGACUGGAAGAUAUGGGCAGCACGUCACAUGCACUUCCUCGAGACGGACUCCCCCUGA